UGCUGCGCCUCAGGAGAACGGGAUGGUCGCCCGCUGAAGCUCUCAGGUCUGUGACUGCUCACCAGUGGCAUGACCCUCCUCCUCAGGUACUGACCACUGCAGGCUGAAACCAUUAGCUCAGUGACUGGAGGACUUCGUGGUUACAGAUCAGGGCGGACGAACCAGGACGUCGCAGUCUCAGACGUGCUGCGUUUGAGCGCCAUGUUCGUGAGACGCGGAGCAGAAGCCGCUCAACAUUGAAGGGAGAGCCGCUGCGCCAGGGCGCGCGUGACGUCAUCCCUCACGGCGCAGGCCGUGUGACUUCAGUCUUGGGUCGGAGGAGGACGAACAAGUGAAGGUGGGGUCGGAGGUCAUGUGGUGUGCUGGAGGAUGUCGCGGCCGGUGUCCCCGCUGCUGCUGCUGCCGCUGCUGCUGCUGCUGCUGCUGACGGGCCACGCUGUGCUGGCGCUCCACAUCUGGCCCUCGCUCCACGUGGCUCUCAGCAACGGCAGCGUCUUCGUGGACUUCAGGAGCCAGUGCAACGGCAGCGGCCUCCGCAGACUGUCUCUGGUCGACAUGGAGACCAACACCAGCGUGCAGACCAGAGCGCUGCCGGGCGGCCGAGCCGUGGGCCGGGUGGAGUUCGACUGCUCCUGCUUCCUGUACGCCGGCACCUUCCGCUUCCUGCUGCAGCAGAGCUGCGCCGGCCUUGAGGACAGCGCCGCCCAGUGGUGGAGCUCAGAACUGCGGGUGCAGUGGCCGACCUUUCACAUCGCUGUGGAGCGAGCAGCCGACCAAUCACAGCCUCUCCAGGUUCGGAUCAGCACCAACCAGCACUUCCAGGCCUGUUCCUCAGUCCUGGGCACGGCUCUGCACAUGGAGGUCAGCUACCUGGAGCGUGGCAGGGUCCAGGCUCGCUCCCGACACCCGGUCCCGCUGGCACGCUCCCACACCGUCCGGCUCUCCUGCGUCUUCCCCUUCACCGACUCGGACUUCAUACGCGUCUCUCUGCGCUCGCCACACUCGCCUCAGGAGGUGAGGAGCUCCGGGCCGCUCCACCCGACCCGACUCUCCUACAAGCUGCUGGUGGAAGACGCCCAACAGUUCAGGAGCGGCUGUGAAGGAGGGAUGAGGGUGAAGCUCAUCCCUCCACCCUGUGCUGGGGUCGGCGGGAAGGUGGUGCUGUACCAAGAGGGCGGCGCGGGAACGGACCAGCCCGCUCCUCUGGCCUCCCACUGGCUGAGCCCGGGGCAGAACCGCACCCAGUUCGACUGCUCCCUCUUCCCCACGGGGCGCAGCAAAUACUGCCUCCGCCUGGUCUUCAACCUGAGCCGCUCUGCGAGUCUGGCUCAGACCUGCGUGGUGGUCCAGAGGAGCGCAGGUAGGAGGGGCCCGGGCUCCCAGAGCUGGGUGGUGCCGCCGCUCACAGCUCCUCCACCUGUCUCUCGCCCUGCAGACUCGUGGGGCCCCUGGCAGCAGUGGAGCGUGUGCAGCGCCACCUGUGGCGAGGGCGUGAGGGAGCGGCUGCGCGAGUGUCUGCUGCCCUCUAGUGCGGCGGGGCUGCAGUGCAGCGGCAUGCUGCGGGAGCAGUCGCUCUGCUCGCUGGAGAGCUGUGCAGCCUUGCCCGCCCCCCCGCCCUCCUCAUCCGCUCCAUCGCUGGGCGCCAACAUGGUGGCGGUGGCCGGGAUCUCGCUGUGCCUCGCCGUGAUUCUGGCCACCGUUGCUGUGACUCUCUGGAGGAAGCUGUGCCGAACCUCGCCGUGCAGCUCCGUCCGCCGGAGCUCCGCGCUGCCCCCUGGAGGACGCAAGCUCUCCGACGAGGCCUCCAUCUGUGGCCGCGGCCUUCCUCCGCCGGGUCCCUUGGACCCGGAGCCACCGUCUCCGUCAGGGCUGAAGAUGCUGCCCACAGUCUUCGGGUAUCGUUUAGCUCAGCAGCAGCUGAAGGAGAUGAAGAAGAUGGGCCUGAAGGAGGCGACGCAGCUGUACCACGUGUCCUCCAGUCCAGUCCAGGACACCCUGGUGGCCACGCCCACCCUCUCCCCCAUCCCCUCCCCAACAGGAUUCUUACUUCCUGCCUGCGCUCCCGACAGCCGCCCCGGCGUCGGCGAGGCCUGCUGCUCUGAGCCGCCGCCGGUUCUUCCACCCAGGACCUCGGCCAGCCGCAGCUCCAUGGACCGCACCGCAGAGUGGGUGGAGAUGGUGGAGAGGAGUGGGCUGCGAGGAGGCGUGGGGCUGGGCAACACGUCCGGCAAGAAUCCCAGUUUCCGCCGGACCUGCAGUUUCAACGAUCCGAAGCCUGGUGUGGAGCGGUUCCGGGAGAGAAGCCUGACGCAGGUGGCUGCCCGCACCCUCCCGGAGGGAAGCAGUUGGACCAGGAGAGGAAGGGAGCCCCGACCCAACUUCACCAUCCCAGAGCAGCAGAGCCCAGAGGCCAGGCCCCGGAGGCAGACCUGGGCGGAGCAUGGCGCCCAGCUCCAACACGCUGGACCCAACAGGAAGGUCCGUCCCGAGCUCAGCCAGGGAAUCUCCGGGAUCGGUGGACCUGUCGCCAGGAACCCGCUGAGCGUGGACCAGGCUGAGCAGAACUGGAGCCGCCGCGGCCCGUCCCCUAUUCAGAGAAACCUUCUGGCUCGCAAGCUGAAAGAGGCUCAGUCGUCGUGCGGCGGGCGGCAGCGGAGCUCCACCUUCAGCGUCAGCUUCCGUCCGACUCCAGAGCUCUGCUCCGGCGCGGGCCGCUCCUCGUACCACCUCAGCGAGGCAGAGCGCCGCGCGCUGGACGUGGAUCUUCCCUCCACGUGACAUGGGGCCACAGAAGGUCAACUGCAGCUGGAAAGGUAGUGAGGGCGGCGACUUCCAAGAAAUAAGUCAAUAAACAGUGCCAUGGUUGGACUGGAGCUGCAACUGACGCUUUACGGACGUCCCUACCGCCAGAGCCCGGUAGGUGGCGCCCUUGGUUAGAAAGUCGUUCAUAGUGAGGCAGCCGUGGGGUGGGGGGUGGGGGGGUGACACGCGCUCGCUAAGGACGUGUUCCCACCAGUGAACAGCCUCGGCUGUGACGUCACUGACGCCAAUGGUUGCGGCGCACAAAGGGUUAAUAAGCAGUUCCGCCUCCAGCCUGCACAUCGCUCUGCGAUUGGCCGCCGUCUCGUUUCCGCUAACGCACCUGUGAUUGGCUGUCUCAUCUGUCACUCGGUGGGAGGCUCACGUGAAAGUUUGUUGACGUUACUGUGAUUGGCGUUUGUGCGUGUGAGCGCGUGCGCCGGGUGUUUGGGAUUGGAAAGCAAGUGAAAGAAAAGGACCUCUGUUACCUGAGGCUGCGUCACUGUGGAGGCUCGACACCAAGUCGGGUCUCCUGGUGAUCUCGGUGUGUCGGUGCAGAACAGAUGGAUUCUGACGAAACAGAACAGUUCCGGCGCGAAACUCCACCGGAGAGGCUCCCGUCCAUAGUUGCCAGAAGCAAGUGACACCACGUGGAUGUUCGGUAUUUCACGGCUGAAUCGACAACGUUUUCACUGCGACUCACCGGUGUCGUCAACACCGAGCGUCGCUGCACUUGGCCUUUCUGAUAUCCGCAUUAGAUUUGCAUCACACCAAAAUAAACACCUGCGAACACUCGCACUUAUUUCCGGCCGAAGGCGCGUGCUUGAGGCUCAAAAGCCCCCCAGGCGUCCGUGUGUCGAUGUUUACAGGGUCCUGACAGAUCUGGCGUCUGCCUCAAAGCGGACGCUCUUACUUUGACAGUCCUCACUUCCGGUCCCAGGAAAACCUUUCUUUUUCUUUGUGCCUGGGUCCUUUUCAUUUUUGUGGUUCAACGUAGAAGCUUUUUCUAAUUGUUAAUUCUGAUGAUGAUGAGACAUUGACCAAAGUGAAGCGACACCAGCAAAAGACCUUCACUUGAGAAACGCUCCGAAAACGUUGGAUUCUCUUUAAUGGGACGAUAUAAAUGUGAGCAGGUUAAACUGGAGCAGAACAUGCGACAGCAGGAGCCCGAGGUCGGUCGGCCUCCGGCGGCCCCUGUGGAGGGUCUACUCGGCUCCUCCUCCACUGCCUGCCGUGUCCAGGAACAGCAGGGGGCGCACCUUCAUGCUGGUGUGUCUGAGGGAGUACCAGAGGCCCCGCCAGGUGCCCCACACCACGCCGUCGUCCGACGGACCCUGGUAGCGGCCUCGGCGGUGGAAGCGGCCGUUGAGGUUGGCCUGGUGGCACCUGAGGAGCAGGGGCCCGGGUGAGAGCGGGUCCCCCCCCCCGCAGCUGAGGAGCACCCACCUGUUGAACCACCAGCCCGACUUGCUCUCCUCCGCGCAGCUGCCGCGCAGGUAGCGGUCGUUGUCCUGGCACAGGGAAAGGUGGCGUCAGAGAGGCGCCGUGUGGGCGGAGCUCUGGGGUCACCCACCUGAUCCCUGGUGCUGAACUGCAUCCCGCCGAGACACGCCGACCACUGCUCCACCAUCCCUCCGCCUCCCGUCAGAGCGUCCCCGGCCGUGCCGCUGUAGGUCCCGUACCGGAGCCGGAACUUGUCCUGCAGAGCCGCGAGCGAGACGACAGGAUGAUGCCGUCGGUCACACGGCAGGUGGUGCGGCGCCUUACAGCCUCAUCUGUGAUCCUGAAGUUCUCGUAGAAGGCGUGGCGUCUCUUCCCCUCCCAGUCCAUCAGCUCGAUCUUCACCAGGUUUCUCCCUGCAAGCCGACAAAUGAGGUCCGCUCCCCUGCGGAGACCAGCCUCCUGACCCACCGACCUUCGGCCAGCAGAGAGAAGAUGUUCUCAUUUCCCAGCCAGAACUCGUCGUUCCACAGCUUGAAGUCCCCGAAUCCGUCUCUGUAGUCGGCCCAGUCCCUGGAAGCGCAGCAGUGGGAUGAGCUGCAGCCCGGGAGCUGCUGCGCUGCGUGCUCCACCUGUUGAAGUCCACUCGCCCGUGCCGCCGCCUCUGGAACACCGUCCAGCCCCCGCCGUCCUCCAUGUCGCAGUAGACCAGGACCGGCUCCCGCCGCGCGGCGGGCCUGACGCGGUAGAAGCCGCUGGGCGGCCGCAGUCGCUCGUAGACCUGGGAGCAGUCUGACAGGAGGUUUGGCUGCAGCAGCCAGAGCGGCGUGUGAGAGCAGCUACCUUGGUCAUGCACCAGCAGGCCUCCAGCAGGGGGCAGCUGCGUCGCUCCGCUGCUGUUGCUCCUCCCCUCCGUCUGUGGGUCAGGGUUCGGGCGGAUGGGCCGGAAGUACUUGUGCGUCCGCAGGUGCUCCACCUGCCAGGUGGCCACCAGCAGCUGGUACUGCAGCUUCUUCACGCUGAGCCGCAGCUGGGCCACCUGCGCGUGG
Messenger RNA from Synchiropus splendidus (mandarinfish), 5288 nucleotides. Its product is annotated as thrombospondin type-1 domain-containing protein 1. The transcript is spliced from 7 exons. Gene Ontology annotation, cellular component: cell periphery. The coding region runs from base 370 to 2778 and encodes 802 amino acids. The record is from RefSeq and is a predicted model, not a curated record. NCBI's taxonomy places the organism in Eukaryota, Metazoa, Chordata, Actinopteri, Syngnathiformes, Callionymidae.